Osmia lignaria (orchard mason bee) is the source of this 1687-nucleotide messenger RNA. Its product is annotated as acyl-CoA Delta-9 desaturase. Gene Ontology annotation, biological process: unsaturated fatty acid biosynthetic process. Gene Ontology annotation, cellular component: endoplasmic reticulum membrane. The record is from RefSeq and is a predicted model, not a curated record. Gene Ontology annotation, molecular function: iron ion binding; stearoyl-CoA 9-desaturase activity. Lineage: Eukaryota; Metazoa; Arthropoda; Insecta; Hymenoptera; Megachilidae.
AAUGAACGAACCUAACCACGAGAGAUUAGGGGGCACUUUAUAAAUGCGCGAUCGCCAAGCGGUUCGACCUGAAACGUUUUCGACAGCUUCGAUGAAACGCCUCGACGUUCCUGCUCAAACUGACUUUCUAAGUGUCUGGUGGACGGAUCGAGAACGGAGAAAAGACUGACUGACCAAUUUAUACCGUCCUGGGAACGGAAAUUGGGGAAAUGUACAGUUCAACGGUGACUCAAUACGAGGAGAAGAAAGAGGUGAAUGGAAAGGUGGAAGUGGACGUGGAACCGCUUGCAUUACCGGCGGAGGAAAGCUCAGCUAGCCAACCUAUAAUAUGGCGAAAUGUGAUUGGUAUCAUUGUGCUUCAUUUCCUCCCCGUUUACGGUUUCGUGAACGGCUAUCGAGAUGCCAAGUUCUGGACGUGGAUUUGGAGUAUCGCGUACGGACUGGUGGCUGGUGUGGGAGUAACAGCAGGUGCCCAUCGACUAUGGGCGCACAGAAGUUACUCGGCCAAAGUUCCUCUACGUAUCUUUCUAGCUUACUUGUACUGUAUGGCUGGUCAAACGCAUUUUUACAAGUGGAUCAGGGAUCACAGAACGCAUCACAGGUACACGGAAACCACGGCUGAUCCGCACGAUGCAAGACGCGGAUUCUUCUUCUCUCAUAUCGGUUGGCUGAUGGUUAAACGACACCCGUCCGUCAAGAAAUACGGCAGUAAAAUCGAUAUGACCGACGUCGCUUCGGAUCCUGUGAUAAAGUUCUACGACAAGUAUUACGAGAUCAUUAUGGUUUGGCUGUGCUUCGUUCAACCGAUAUUAUUGCCAGUUUUCAUGUGGGGCGAAACAUGGUUCAUAAGCAUUCACGCGACGCUCAUCCGGUACGUGUGGUCGUUACACGCCACUUUUAUCGUUAACAGUUUCGCUCACAUGUGGGGAAAUCGACCGUAUAACAGGAGGGUGAAGCCUACGGAAAACGCGGCCGUGUCUUUCUUCGCUCUCGGCGAAGGUUGGCACAAUUACCAUCAUUCCUUCCCGUGGGACUACAAGGCUGCCGAGCUCGGGGCUUACAGCUUGAAUCCGACCACCGCGUUCAUAGAACUGAUGGCACGCGUUGGUUUCGCGUACAAUCUGAAAACACCGUCGAAAGUGCUGGUCGAUCGAACGAUCAUGAAAAAAGGGGACGGAACCGACAGCCUUUGGGGACAUCAGAGACACUGAAAUAUCGAUGUCGAUGCUUCAACCUCGUUUCCUCGCUCGACGAGGACCAUCGAAACCGAGAGACGCGACGCGACACGCGUCCAACAAUGAACACACUUCGCUUUUCCAUCGAAAGAACGAUCGUUCAAAAUUUUAUUCACCUUCCCCCUAUCGCGAUUUUUCUUUCUUUCUUUUUUUCUGUGCGCGAGUACGAAUUCCCUCCAUUUUGUUUUCUGUUGUUUUAUGUUUGACCAAGGAUUUACGCGCGUCCCAACAGUUGGUCGAAUAGCUUUUAUUGUUAUCGUUCGAGAUUUAUUUUUGUCCUGUUUUAAGCCACUCGUAUGUGAAUGGCCCGAAGAUAUGCGUGAACACGUUCGAGCACGGUAAACACCCUGUUUGCGCGUGUUCUCGCACUGAACCCAAAUGAAAUGUUUUAUAUACGCGUAGCUUGAUCAACGGUACACAGCGGUCGAUAAAUAUUAAACGUCACAAAAUAA